Neurospora hispaniola is the source of this 477-nucleotide messenger RNA. RefSeq lists its product as uncharacterized. The transcript has 4 exons. The annotation marks the transcript as partial. The record is from RefSeq and is a predicted model, not a curated record. NCBI's taxonomy places the organism in Eukaryota, Fungi, Ascomycota, Sordariomycetes, Sordariales, Sordariaceae.
UCCCGCCACCAUCAAAAUACAGACCCGUGUUAUUACGUCCUGCUGCCUGGGAUACUUGCUCGUUUGUCCCAGUCAUCCCGAUCAGUCGACCUCGAUCCCUCACCCGGCGGCCAGGGCGGCUACCAGCAGCCCUCCUACGGUCAGCGUAGCUACGGACUGCGGCACGAUGUCAUUGCCAUCGCGCAGACUGCCCCUGAGGCCGGUGAUUUACAGCUCUGCCUCAUCCCAUGGGGUAAUUUCAGCGGUAGACCGAUUUAUAUCGUUCAGCGUCUGCUCAGUGGCACAUGGGAUCAGGAACGGACCGUCUGCAAAGAUUACCUACAUGGUUUCAAUACAACGUUUCGAACUAUGGUAGAGGUAGUGGGGAAAUCUGUUUCCAGACAUGCACAUGCGUUGUGGUUGUUGGACAAUAAUCGCAAUCAACAUUCCGUAGAGGUACCCUACAUAGUUUCAAUGCAGACAAGACGUUGACUGUUA